AUGUUUCUUCCAGAGGAUCUCCUCUUCAAGCAGGGUGCCCUUGCGCACGUCUGGCUUGCCUCGAACCAGCAGAAGAAGCUUACCAAGGCCCAAGUGCUGCAGCACAAGAUCCCAGAGAGUUGCGAGGUCAUCAUCCGGCCAGAGGUGGCUGCUGGCGGUCCACUUGCGUUGCGGUUGAACGCGCAGCUGCUUCUUGGUGAAGUGCGCAUCUACAGCAAGAAGGCGACCUACCUCCAGGAUGACUGUCAGGAAGCCUUGUGGAAGAUCAAGAUGGCCUUCCGUCCUGGAAACAUCGACAUGCCCUCUCAGACUCAUGUCGCCAACCCCACCAACCUGAUACUGCCAGACCAAAUCACCGACCUGGAUUUGUUGGCUCCCAUGCCCGACCCGUCAUUCCUUCUAUCGCAGCCGCUUGGUGGCAACCUCGAUCUUGGCAACACCACAGUCCCCGAUUGGGACAACAGCCAGUUCCUGUCCGGCAGCAUUGAACAGGCGCGCAUGGAGCCAAUGGAGCUCCCGGACGACGAUCUGAACCUGGACAUUGGGGAGGACGAUGGCUUGGAGCCAACAGUAGCCUACGACGAGGGCACCAGCAUUGAAGUCGGCCGUAACGCACCUUUGGAACGACGCCGCUCUGAGGAGUUUACCGGGCUGGGCAAGGAUCUGAUUGUGGACGACGAUGAUCUUGGUAUAGAUAUUGGCGAAGACCCUCCAACUGAACUCGCCCGCGGCCCGGAAUUCAAUCUGGACGACGACUUGGACAUCACCAUGGGUGGUAUGGAUACACCACUUCCAGCAGGCACCUCCAUUGCCGGCGACUUCCCUGUGCGACAGCGCGACGAAUCGCCCCUAUCCGAAUUGGGAGAAGAGGAGGCUACACGCCUUGAGCAAGAGGUCGCUGAGCAGAAUACUACCAUAUUCGAGCCCGAGCAAGAAGAAGAAGAGUCUAUCCAUCAAGCCCGUGCCAAGCGCAGGAGAGUGAUUGGAGCCGAUGCUGAAACCAUGAUCUCAAGUCAUCAGCUGAGGGAGCAGCAGAACAACCGCGAGAAGAUCCUCAAGCCUGCUUCGUUCCUGCCUCGCGACCCUCUUCUGAUGGCCUUGCUUAACAUGCAGAAGUCUGGAGGGUUUGUCUCAAGCAUUCUGGGUGAUGGCCGAAGUCAAGGCUGGGCUCCAGAGCUUCGAGGCAUUCUCUCUCUAGAAGUCAUUUCACGUCCAGCUCAGAAGCGCAAGCGUGACGGUGCGAACAUCGAGAGUAGUGCCACGGAGGAUGAGGCUGCAGCCGAAGGAGAGAAGACCCCUCAACUCCAGCUAGAGUUUGAGCAAGAUGAGCCAACUUUGGGCGGCGGGGACAUUGGUAUCGGCGGAGACAACGACCCCACGCUUGGAGGAUCCGAUGACAUUGUUCAACUUCCCGAUGACCCCGGCUUCCAGCAGAUUGGUGACGAGGAGGAUGUCUUCUCACCUGUUCCAGACAACUUUGACGACACAACCGCACCGCUAGUCCACCCCGAUGAAGCUGGACCAGUAUCAUUAGGCACCAAACACGCCGUCCAUUUCUUGCGGGAACAGUUCGGACCGGAAGCUGAAGAGAGCGAGUCGGAACGACAGAAGAACAGCAUCGUUUUCCAGGACGUCUUCCCAGAGGCCCGCACAUCACGAACAGACGCGACCAAGAUGUUCUUUGAGAUGUUGGUAUUGGCAACCAAGGACGCCAUCAAGGUUGAGCAGCCAGCCAACGAGCUUGGUGGCCCACUACGUAUUCGCGCCAAGCGUGGUCUUUGGGGACAGUGGGCAGAGACCGGUGCUAGUGGGGAGCUGGCAUCCCAGGCUCAAGCCACGCCUACAGGGGAUCCCGAUGCGCCUGCUGAGGCCAUCUUCCAAGGACCACCUGAGGUUUCCGUGUCCGCGUAA
This is a messenger RNA of Alternaria arborescens, 1911 nucleotides long. RefSeq lists its product as hypothetical. Gene Ontology annotation, biological process: replication-born double-strand break repair via sister chromatid exchange; synaptonemal complex assembly; mitotic sister chromatid cohesion. The coding region runs from base 1 to 1911 and encodes 636 amino acids. Gene Ontology annotation, cellular component: synaptonemal complex; cohesin complex. Gene Ontology annotation, molecular function: protein binding; chromatin binding. The record is from RefSeq and is a predicted model, not a curated record. Lineage: Eukaryota; Fungi; Ascomycota; Dothideomycetes; Pleosporales; Pleosporaceae. The transcript is spliced from 2 exons.